Molecule: messenger RNA, 1389 nt
Organism: Phoenix dactylifera (date palm)
Lineage: Eukaryota; Viridiplantae; Streptophyta; Magnoliopsida; Arecales; Arecaceae
Product: putative cis-zeatin O-glucosyltransferase
Molecular function (GO): UDP-glycosyltransferase activity
Source: RefSeq, a predicted model, not a curated record
AUGGCACUCCUUGGAGAACCGGAAGAGACCCAACGCCAUGGGGUGGCCGUGGUGGUGGUGCCCUUCCCAUCCCAAGGCCACCUCAACCAGCUCCUCCACCUCUCCCUCCACCUCUCCUCCCAUGGCCUCUCCGUCCACUACGCCACCUCUCCCUCCCACAUCCUCCAAGCCAAGUCUAGACUCCAAGGUUGGCACCCAAACUCCCUUCAAUCCAUCCACUUCCAUGACCUCCCCCUCCCUCCUGUCUCCACUCCACCCCCCAAACCCGGCGCCCUCUCCUCCCACCUCCAGCCCCUGCGCGAAGCCCUCCUCGCCAACCUCCGAGCGCCCCUCGCCUCGCUUCUCCGCUCCCUCUCCGCCGCUUCCCCCCGCCUCGUCGUCAUCUACGACUCCCUCGUCUCCUUGGCCGCUCAAGAAGCCAUGGCAUUCCCCAACGCCGAGGUCUACUGCUUUCGAACAACCCCGGCUUCCUUCCUUCUCCCCUUUAUUUCGGCCUCCUCUCAAGGCAAGCCGGACGCAAUCCUCGCCUCCUUCGAAGGCUGCUUCCCGCCAGCUUUGGUGGAUUUUAUCAUCACGAAUCAUCGUCUACGCGAAUCCGUCGCGGAAGCCGGAAUUCUCAUAAACACAUGCAGGCCGGUGGAGGGUGAAUUCAUUGACCGCUUAGCUCGAGAACCUUCUUUCCAAGGUAAGACGCUUUUCGCAAUUGGCCCCUUAAAUCCUACUAUUCUGAGCAGAGAAGAUCUUGGCCGGCGACAGCACGGCUGCUUGGAAUGGCUCGACAAGCAGCCCCCGGCGUCCGUCGUGUACGUCUCCUUCGGAACCUUGUCGACGGUACCCGACGAGCAGAUCGAAGAGCUCGCGGUCGGGCUGCAGCGCAGCAGGCAGCGCUUCAUCUGGGUUUGCAGAGAAGCCGACCGGGGGUUUGUUCACGGCGAGUCUCAGCUGCAGAGGAAGCUGCCGGCCGAGUACGAAAGGAUGGUAGAGGGAGUGGGAAUGGUGGUGAGAGGUUGGGCGCCGCAGCUCGAGAUCUUGGCCCACCCGGCGACGGGGGCGUUCAUGAGCCAUUGCGGGUGGAAUUCGUGCAUGGAGAGCAUCAGCAUGGGCGUGCCGAUCUUGGCGUGGCCGAUGCAGUCGGACCAGCCCAGCAACGCUGUGCUGGUGACUCAACACUUGAAGGUUGGGAUCAUGGCGAGGGAGUGGGCUCGCCGUAAGGAGAUCGUGUCGUCGGCGGGUAUAGAGGAGUCGAUCAAGAAGGUGAUGGUGUAUGAUGGAGGGAAGGAGCUUAGGAAGCGAGCGAAGGCUUUGGCUGAAGCGGUUCGAGAAGCCAUGGCUAAAGGAGGAUCGUCUCGAGCUGAACUGGACUCAUUCAUUGCCCGUGUCUCCAGAUGA